CAAGUGAGGUCACAUUCCAUCCUAGGAAACCUACACGGAAACCGGACGCAAGCCCUGUUUACUCGUGGUUUUACUGGUCGUCGGUCACCAAUAUCUAACCAUGAUUCUAUACGCUCUUAAUUCUCACUGAUCAUGUGCGCUUCUCUUUAUUUAAUCUGAUUUCUUUUAAUCUUGUGGAGAAACAUCGGGCCACUGACAGGUGUUCUGUCGGACAGGUGACGGUGCCUACAGAGCACGCCGGCCGGUGGAGGGGCUAGCGCCGGAAGGUUGGAAUUAUUGGUAUUUUUUGUGAAAACAUGACCGUUCCAUGCAGAGAUGUGGAUAGUGUUAUUUUUUCUGAGCGUGGGAGCUCUGCAAUGUACAGUGUCCUCCUCUCCCCCCAGCCCCAGCAAUGUGAGCUUCUCUUCAGUAAAUCUGAGGAAUGUUCUGCAAUGGUUACCAGAAAGGGGCACACCGGACGACACACACUUUAUCGUGCAGUAUGCUAUCUAUGGUGACAGGGUUGAGGGCAAUAAACGUGCGAACUGGAGGGCGGUGCGGCAGUGUACGGAUAUAGUGCGGAGCUGGUGUGAUCUGAGCAAUGAGACGUGGGAUCUGGAGGAGGGAUACUAUGCCAGGGUUCGUGCUGUGAGCCGGAGAGCAUCCUCCAAAUGGGCCAUGACGAAGAGAUUCGAUCCAAAGACGGACACUACUUUUGGUCCUCCACUGGUUUCUGUGAAAAUAGAGGACAACAACGCCACCAUCACUCUGAAGGGACCAAUGAGAUAUCAGCCGGACAACCACACCCCAGCGGUUUCCAUGACAACACUCUACCCGCAGAUGACUUACAACCUCUCCAUUGAGAAUACACGUCGCGGCCAGAUGCACCAUUUCCCAGUGAGCUCCAGUUCAUACAAAUAUCGACUGAUGCAGUACGAUACAGAGUACUGCUUCUCUGCCAAGACGAAAUUCUUCUCCAUGCCCAUCCAAUGCGAGUCUUCAGCAUGGCACUGCAUAACCACGCCUCAAGACCCUGUGAUUGGCCAGCUGAAGAGGGUGGUUGUGGGUAUUGUUGUUCCAUCUGUGUGCAUGUGUAUGCUAGUGGUGGUUGGCUACCAUCUCUAUCGCUACAUGUCAGGGAAAGGACAGAAAAGCCCAUAUAUACUGAACCCACCUACUUUCCAUCUGCCUCCUCUGACGUUCCCCCCUGAGAGUCCCAACCUCAUCAUCACCAUCAUCAAAGACCUACAACCAGGAAGUGGCAUAUCAGGCCCUGCAUGGCCCAAGCCGCUGCAAAACAUCGCACAUCCCCCACCAGGAUAUGCCUCCCAGGGGCCCGAAAUACCGCCAGAGGUUGAGGAACCCUGGGAUGAUUUGUCAGUCGACUAUGGGUUUAUAGACGUAGCGCCCAAAAUCGAUGUCAGAGGGGAAGAUGGGAAUAAUCAAAAAGGCGAACACCAGAAAAGCGCAGCGAGAAACAGUUACGAGAAGAAAGAGUGGAGAGUUAAGGACGGCCACUCCACUGGACACACGCAGACACAUGCACAGACAGAGAUGAGCACACUUAUACAAGCACAUGCAAGGUCACAGCCUGUGUUACUGACCCAAACUCAGGCCCCAUUACUGUCUUUUCAGGGAGCAACUAUGGGAGAGGUGGAUAGAGAGAAGGAGGAUAGAGAGUUUCCAGGUUUACUUAUAAACACAACCCCACAAACUGGCCUUUUCCGUAUGCCUUUAGAUCUACAAACAGAGAAGAUGGGAGGAAGGGGGGAAGGGAUGGAUGGAAAGGUAGAAGAUAGAACAGAUGGAAAGAUGAAUGGAGGUGUGGAAGAAAGUGGUGAAUGUGAGCAAGUACCCCUUCUUUCUGCUUAUGCCUCUCAGAACACCAAUGCCAUGCCUACCUCCACUGACCAAUCAGAUUUCCUUCCAGAUGACUAUGGUGUUCUGAGACUGGAUACAGCACACAACAUAGAGAAAUGUAAUGAGAAGGAGGAGGAAGAGGGGGGAACUAUUUGUGUUCAUUGGGAUCCCCAGACCAGGAAACUAGUGUUGCCAGAGAUUGCGAUGGAGUUCAACAGGGAGGAAGGGUUGGAUUGGUUGAUGCAGGGAGAUAAAGAGAGUGAGAACAGGAUGGGAUGAGAAGAGGAGGAGGAGGUGAAUCCAAUGAAGGGCGAGCUGAGGUUGGAAAAUGUGUAUGUAAGACAAGGGUCCGAGGAAAAGGCACAGAGAGAGAUGGAGAGAGGUGAGGGAAUAGAGUGGGAGGCAGAUGAUUUUUUCACCAGAUGGAAUUUGGUCAUCUCGAUGGACCAGUAGAUGAUAUUUAUCAACAUAUUUAGACCAUUACUACCAAGGUAAUGCUCUUCUUCUGCACUUUUAAUUACACUUACACUUAAAUUCAAUAGCAUGACCUCAGUUUUAUUUACAAUAUACGUGACGAUAUCAAAUUCUGGGGAGCACUUAGUACUGUAGUCGGGUUAGUUUUAUACCUGCUUUAUUAUCAUAACUUAAAGAUCCUGAACUUUAUCUGAUUAACAGAUCGCACUAAUCAAUGUGAAUACAUUUGAAUAAGUCACACUGUGAUCACUUCUGAAGGAAGUUCCCUGUGUUCACCUUAAUUCUGGGCUACAUAUAGUACACUAUCAGUGUUCUGUAUUUAUUUGUGCUAGAUAUGAAGAUCUUUAAGAUCACCAUCAUCCUGUAGCGCAGUAUUCUACCUGAUUAAAUGCUGUGUGAUGUCAGCCAUGUACACCAUGGUCACCACAGCAUCAGAUCUCAACCCAACAAAGCACUAAUGGACUGUUCUGGUGUCUGACACAUGAUUUACCAAAAAUACCAAAUUACAAACAGAUUGCAAAAUAUUUGUGAGUUCCGGUGAUUUGGAAGUAGUUACUUUGGUGUUUUCUUUUACUUUUGCAGUAUGUUCUGAUGUGACCAAAGUUUACUGUGGAUAUUCCAUGACUGUACAUAUUCAUGUUUACUUAACGCUAUCUAGCAAUAGUAGUUGUGAGUAGUCUCUGGGUUUUAGUUUAGCAUCAGUCUGUUGCGGUUUCAGUUCCAGGUAAAGCACUUGAACUUUUCCUGUUGAGACCCCUUGGGGAAGUAUUUUUUGUACUGUAUGUUUGUGGGAAAUUGGCUGAAUCACAAUGUAAACAGUUCCACAUUUCUCAGCCAGAGAUUGCAGCAUUCCUUUCAAUACAAAUCCACCAUUGCUAAAUAGGUUAUAUCAAGGAAAUACUGAUAUUCAGAAGAAUAAGACAUGUAUCUCUGUGAUUAAUGUGUUCAUACAUGAAGUCAAAACUAUCGUAACAUUAGAAUUUAUUCUAUUUUUUGUACUUAAUGUAGGGAUUUUAUUAAUGAAGUUGCCUGACCUAAAGUAUGUGUCAAUAUUAUCUGAGCCUUUAUUUUGCAAUCAUCGUUUUCUUUUUUUCUUCAAACUAAUUACUGUCUGCCAUGCAAUAUUACAGCAUUAUCACUCAUCUCUUUUCAUUUUUGGAUGCUACAUGUUUUUUGUAUCGAGCUGAGACGUUCAGAAGCCUAUCAGACUUUAUAGUACUUCUGCAUAAGGUUAACAUGAUAAGUAAACACAUGUAUGAUUAAAGUACAGUACAUACUUCAAAUUGCACUAUUGUACCUACCAGAUGAACGCUACGUAGAUUAUGUUUCAUUAUGUAAUAAUGGAGGAAAACAUUACACUCUAAAUGAAGAAGCUUUGAUUUUGAUUGUCUUCACAGUGGUUACUUGCUUUCUGUUUCAUUUGGGGAAUUUCUGGCAUUGAAUUACUGUAAAAUCUCUUCCUGUUCACUGGCCUUUAUCCAAAACCACAGUAAGAGGAAACUUUGAAACUCUUCAAGUACAUUUACAGUAAUUCCAGAUUCAUCUGUUUUCAACUCAAUGCAAUAUGAUUAAAGUUUGAU
Perca flavescens (yellow perch) is the source of this 3893-nucleotide messenger RNA. It is a transcript of the gene il20ra, whose product is annotated as interleukin 20 receptor, alpha. Gene Ontology annotation, cellular component: plasma membrane. The transcript is spliced from 7 exons. NCBI's taxonomy places the organism in Eukaryota, Metazoa, Chordata, Actinopteri, Perciformes, Percidae. Gene Ontology annotation, biological process: cytokine-mediated signaling pathway. Gene Ontology annotation, molecular function: cytokine receptor activity; protein binding. Bases 316 to 2118 code for a protein of 600 amino acids. The record is from RefSeq and is a predicted model, not a curated record.